Armigeres subalbatus is the source of this 6802-nucleotide messenger RNA. RefSeq names its product zinc finger protein ush (gene ush). The record is from RefSeq and is a predicted model, not a curated record. The coding region runs from base 1602 to 5435 and encodes 1277 amino acids. The transcript is spliced from 9 exons. Gene Ontology annotation, biological process: positive regulation of transcription by RNA polymerase II; cell differentiation; heart development. Gene Ontology annotation, molecular function: RNA polymerase II-specific DNA-binding transcription factor binding. Gene Ontology annotation, cellular component: nucleus. Lineage: Eukaryota; Metazoa; Arthropoda; Insecta; Diptera; Culicidae.
UGGUCGCUCUCGGUAUGUGCAGCACACGUAAACAUAAGGCUGCCCGGUGAUUUUGUGUGAGCCGUGCUCAAAUCGUGUGCGCUUGUGAUUUUUCAAAAGCGAUUCAAACGUUCGAUUAUCGCAACGUUCCUGAGUGAUUGAUAAUAUCUAAUGAUAGUCAGUCAGGUUUGAAAUGGGUCACUGAGUGAGAGGGCCCAACGGAAGAUCAUGACGAUAAGAGCGUACUACGCUGAAUGUGCUGCGAGUGAGUGAAUGACGUGAAAUCGGUUGAAGCGAUCAGUCACAGCGCGAUAACAAUCGCGAACGGAAAUGUCAAACUUUUAUCGCAACAGUGCGAUUUUCCCGUGAAGGUGUUUUUCCUCGGUUCUGUUUUGAACUGGCGGUUCGCUCUCCCGCUCCAGAACGAACGGCUGAUGGCCGCAUGUGUGAGUGUGAGUGCAGGGUCGGCAUCAGUGUUGGUGAGUGAGUGCAUCCAUUGACGAGCACAGAAGGGGGUGUGAGAUGCACAGUGGAAAAAAGUGCUGCAAUUUCGGGCGUACACACGUGUCGUGCUUGAACCAUUGUCGGUAACCUGACAAACAAAAGUUCACUUCGCGCUGUCCCUUUGUUCGUCUGAACCCGCGCGCACUGUGUAAUUUUAUUCAUGUUUGUAAUAAAUAUUAAAGUUGAAAUAUUUUUCUGGCGAUAAACGCGAAAAGAUUGUGAACAAAGUUGUUACUCAGCAGAAAGCGAUAAAAAGUCCCGAUAGACCGACUAAGCGAGAGCUUGUUUGGUCGAGACCAGAGACAACACGGCGGGAGGAAACAAGCGCAAAAACAAAAUCAGCAUUUCCAUCACAAUCAAACCGUUUGGAUCUUCAGCGUCAGUUCGGUGUGUCUCGCUCGGUAUUUGGUGUCUGCGGGUUCGCACCGCGGCGAAAAAAAAGUGUCGAAAGCGCAGUCAAACUGGGCUGCCGGAAUAAACGAGUGCUCCCGCGCCCGGAGUAUUCAAUAAAUAAAAUACACAUUUUAUGUGAUUUUGCCAUAUCUCCACGCAAAUGACUCAUAAACGAAAAACGCACGACGGAAACUGAACGACAGUAGUGGCAAUCGUAUCAUAGCAUGCUGUGAUCGGCGAGCCACCGCAACGGCAGCAGUCAUCAUAAAAACAUAAACGUCAAAAUAACGUGCGACACCUUCCCGUCUGGUUUCUGGCCCACUUGUCCUUCCGGCACUAUCGGCCCUGUAGCUCGAUCGGAGGUAGUCGAAUUCCGUUAUCGAACGUCACAGCCUGCUUCGAAUAAUGAAAUAAUAACACGAACAACGUGAAAAUAAAUAGUUUGUGGCGCGCGGUUGCCUGGAGGUGGCCGAGGCGCACGCGGGUGCCAUCUUUGUUGUUGCGGUUGUCGCGCUCUCGUCGUGUGACACCGGUAGCGCAGUGUGCUCAGCGCUGUCGAAACGAGCGCUUAAUCCGCACACAAGAAGUGAAAGAAGUGGUGCAUUAUUUAUUUUUUGGCGAGCAUUUCGCGGUGGGAACGGAAAAAUUGUUCGAACAAAAACAUCGAUAGUGGAGAACUGCACUUGCUGCUCGCUAGACCGGUGCCUGGUGGGAAGCAGCUCGCUAUGACCGUCGAGCAGAGCCUGGAAGCAGCAACCGUAAUGGGAGACGAUGAGGAAGCUGCUGAUGAGCAGCAGUCAUUACCCCAGGAGCAACAAGGAAAUUCUUCAUCAAGCAGCAGUAGCAGUAGCAGUGGUAGCGAAGUAGGCGGCGAAACAGAAAUGAUCCACUCCCAGCCUGCUUCAAUUCAGAACGAAACGGAAGAGGAGACCCCUAUGGAAACGACUCCCCCGGAAGAAGCAGCAUCUUCCCCUGCUCCCUCAACAGCAACCCGUAGCAGUAGAACGCCUUCUGUGGCAUCACCUCCACCUCCUCCCCCAACGACUACUAUGAGUGAUGCCGGCUCAGACCGCGGAGUUUCCUCUCCGGAGAAGGUCGAAAUCAAGGUCGAACCCGACUUCUUGGUUGACGAAAAUCAAAGAUCUCCAGAGGUGGACCAUGAAGAAGUGAGUAAAUCUCCAAAUCUGAGCACCGCUCAGCUUCCCAUGCUUAGACUGAAUGCCGCUUUGGCCGCUGACCCAGCAACCAAUCCGGACGCUAAAGAUCUUAAAAAUAUCACCGCUGCAAAUGAUAGUCAGUUCGAGAAGAACAACGAGUCCAACAAUUACCAAACGGCUGGUCCCCCACCGCAAGCAAUCCUUCGGAAGCCCGCCAAGCCGGAAAACAUCACCAUUCCUAUAACCGUGGAUCUGCCGCCCCGGAUACCAAUGUACAUGUGUGGACCGUGCGGCAUUCGAUUCUCAUCGGCCUCUACCCUGGAGGCCCACCAAACCUACUACUGUUCCCAUCGGAAGGACGCCGACGAGAACAACGGUGGUGGGAAAAACGCACAUUCCAACGAUCCCAACAGUUCCGAGCCGCCAUCAAAAGCGGCCAAAACCGGGAAACAGUACGCAUGCACCCAGUGUUCGUACAGCGCAGAUAAAAAGGUCUCUCUAAACCGUCAUAUGCGUAUGCACCAGUCGUCUCCUGCACCGAGCCCGAACACGUCCAACGGAGACGACAGCACAGCUAGUCAACAGCUCCAGCUGCAGUUCCAAGUCCAGGCGGCAGCCGCUGCAGCUGCCGCAGCCGCCGCUUUGCAGCAACAACAACAACAGCAGCAACAACCGCCGCCUCAAGUAGACCGGUACUGUUCCGAUUGUGAUAUUCGGUUUUCCAGCACCAAGACAUACCGAGCCCACAAACAGCACUACUGCAGUUCGCGACAUAGAGAAGGUCAAUCGAACAACAGUACGCCGAAACCUCAGCACAAAUCUGGUUCACAAAGUCCCCCUGAAGUACCCAAAACGCCUCCGGUGACUUCUCAACAACCAUUCCUGGCACUUCCUACCAACCCAAUAAUUGUAAUACCAUACUCGUUGAUCCGCGGCGCCAGCGUAAUUCCGGCUCUUCUAUCAUCCUUAGCACCGGGGAUCUCAAACCCCGAAUCAGCUUGCUUCAUCUUCCAGAACGGCACUCUCCAACCGAUAGCAGUUUCUGCAGCGGCGGCCGCUGCUGCAGCAGCCAGUGCAGCCGCCGCAGCGGCGGUAAGCGUCCACCAAACGUCGCAACAUCAGCCGCCACCACCACUGGCCAACGUUAGUGGUUCUGGACCCCAAUCGCGAGUCCAAACUCCAAACGUCGGCAGCGAGAGCAGUUCCAACAGUAACAGCACCGGCGAGGUGCUCAAAGCAGUCAACAAACGGGACAAUGUCAAAGAAUCUUCAACUCCGCUGGACCUAUCGGUGCGAAGCGGCAAUCUCCGCGAGCGAUCGCUAUCGCUCUCCUCAGCCAUAUCAGUCGAACAACUGCGGAUGGACUUCGACAGCUUGAUGGAAGGCAAAGAGAAUCUCUCGGUCAGCGGCGAUUCCAUCACUCCAGAACAGAUCGUUUGCGCACCAUCGCUCCCGGGGAGUCCUCCUCUGACGCCAUCCCCCAAACGUCGUUCGAACAGCCCUCGAGGGGGAGGUGGUGGUGGUUCUGGAAGUGGAGUCGGUUCUCGAAGUGAACGUGAAGGUUCCAUAUCCAUAUCUCCACUUUCGUUACAGCAGCAGCAACAGCUUUUGAUGCGUCCUCUUCUUCCGGCGGAUAUUGCUCUGCGUCUCUCGGCAGCUGAUCCCGCGCUUAAUCUCAACCUCAACAUACUUCCAAACUCGCCACUACUCACUCAAAAGGGCGUCGAGCUUGCUCUUCGGCUUUCCUCGGGCUCAAACAGCAACUGCGUAGAUCCUACUUCCAAGAACCUUUCCCAGCCGCAAAUGUCUCCUCUGUUGAACAGCAUUUCACCGACCAACAACGUUCAGGUUCCGGUUCUCUCGAGCACUCCUCAGAUUUUUGUCAAACAAGGCGAUUCGAAGUGCAAGGAGUGCAACAUAGUCUUUUGCAAGUACGAGAACUACUUAGCUCAUAAGAAGCAUUACUGCUCCGCCCGUAAUCUGGAUCAGGACGGAGACAACCAGAAAACUAGUCCUCCAAUAUCUCCACAAGCGACGAGUCCUUCAACUCCGACGGCAACUACGGCUGGCGGUGGAUCGCGAACAUCUAGCGGAGGUCAAACUGUUGCCUAUCAGCAGCUCAUUUGUGCCGCUUGCGGCAUCAAGUUCACAUCGCUGGACAAUCUGAGCGCUCAUCAGAUGUACUAUUGUCCGAAGCGAGUAGAUGUGCAGAUUCCGGCUGCCGUUGCUCCACAAAAGGAGCGUUGCUCUAAGUGUAAGAGCAUGCAUGAGCCCGGGCAGCCAUGUACCGUGGCCGGCCAGGGAGCUUACAAGUGUCCCAUCUGUGAGACUAUUAGUCCGAAUUCGACUGAAGCACGACGCCAUAUGGAUACCCAUGGGGGUGUGAAAGCAUUCCGAUGCACCAUUUGCCGCUAUAAGGGUAACACGUUGCGCGGGAUGCGAACUCACAUUCGGAUGCAUUUCGACAAGAAAACAAAUGAUUUCAAUGAGGAAAACUAUAUCACAUGUAUCCUAGAAGAGGACGGCAUCGAAAUACCACCAGCCGCAGCUGUUGCGUCUGCGGCAGCUGCUGCCGCCGCAGUUGCCGCCACAACUGCUCAGCUAAUGAAUCAGGCAGUUGCAGCGGCACAAGCGGCUAGUCAUCAACAACUGCCACCGAUUCGGCAUGUAGAGAACAAUAGCGGUGGUCUAUCGGGGCAUGUUCACUAUUGUGAACUGUGCCCAUAUUACUCAGCCUACAAACUAAAUGUGGCAAAACAUAUCAAACUUAUUCACGGGCGAGAACGGCCGCCUAGCAAUUCGCCAUUGGUCGGCGAAGGAGGUGAAUCUCUGAUAUUCAAUGGUGACAGUGGAAAUUCAACGCCUCGUCCUCCUAUCAGCAGCACUCCAGGUCCAAACGUUAAAAGCCUAAUCAAAACUGAACCGGAAGACGAUCGCCCAGAAGAUGCCGAUGUUGACGUAGAUGUGGUUCUAGAAGAACCCGAAGUGAUAAUCAAAACUGAGGCGGCGGAACAGCCAACAAACCAGCUGAUGGGAUCUCCACCUCCACCGCUCCUGCUGGCAAGUCAACCUGCACACCAUCUAAAAGUGAAACCCCUGCACCCUGGAGGCCCAGGUGGCCUGAAGACCUCUCCGAACCACCAGUCCCAACCCAAAACCCCGUCGCCGCCCGGCUACUUAGGAGAGAUCAACCACAGCGGACCUAAUCACUGUGACGCCUGCGAUAUUACUUUUAACUACGUCAAUACGUUCAUAGCUCAUAAGAAAUUCUACUGCAAGAAGAGUCAACAAGAUGGCGGUGCGGCACCAUCAGGUGGGGCACCGGCAAGCAUUCGAGCGGCGUCAGCGGGCUCACCAAACAACGUGGUCACCGUUUCCAGGGCAACGGAGACGUCAGUUUAGGCUAAGCUACUACAACAGCAGUGGAUGCUUUGCGUUAGCGGCUCGUUUCCAAUGGUAAAUAAGGGGUCAGCAGUCUAUGCGGGAAUAGAGGCAAUUGUAUACGGAGAAACUUAAAAGCCGGAAAACAAAGAAUUUACCAAUUUAUGCAUAAUGUAUACGGUUUUAUCUGAAAAAUAUCACACAAAUGGGAGAGUUCCCAUUGCUUCACUUACACGUAGCAGGAAGUGAUCGCUUCUGUGCCGAGCAUACUUGUAUGAGGCUGCCCGAAAAUUUUGCUACAGAAUCUAAAAAUUCUUAAGUAUAACUAGACUUAAGCUGAACUAUUAUAUGGAUUGGUGUUAAAAGCACAUACGCUGUGUAAUGUUUAGGAAAAAAUGAAAAGUAAUUUUGUUGCUGUGCUAGCGGAGGAGGAAGCAAUCCGACAUGUUGACCCUCUUCUGCUGGAUUAUAGGUUAAUUCUUUAUUUCAGUUCAAACCCUUGUUUUUAAUGUUAGGAUUUGUUUAUUACCAAAGUUAUAGCGAGUUGUUUAAUUUUGUCAAUUUUAGUUUUAAAUUCCUCCAAACCAAUACGUAUAACUUCCAAUUUGAAUCAAGACUUAAGCGAUAUUUGCAUUUAGUAGAAACUAGCGUAUAAACCCUAUAAUAAGUGGGAUGUAAAUCUGUGUAAAAAUAGUGAAGCGGUAAUAAAAUUGUAAAACCUAAGCUCGAAUUUAAACUAAUUGAAAAUUAAUCGACACAGACACUUAAGAUAGGAAUAAAGCAAACAAAUUGCAUCACAGUCUUCUACCUUUAACAAACAGUUAAGAAGCAGAUUUCUUUUUUCUCCUACAUGUAGCUUGUAGAAUCAGAAUUUGAAUCCCAUAGCAAAUUUGAAACAAAGGCCAUAUUAACAUGCUUGGAUUUAUUACCACGAUUACCACACAAAUACCACUUAUACAUUUAAAAAAAAAUCGAAAUUCACUCAUCCACACACUCUCUCAAAGUGCGUUUUGAUUUGAUUCUGUAAUCUCUGUUGGAGUGAAAAAUUCCCAAAUAUCGAACGAAAACUAUGUAAAAAUAUAUGUCAAACCAAAUUAUUCGUCGGCGUGAAAAAUAGUUAUUGGGAAGUAAAACGAAAAAUUAACUUGAAACUAAACACAAACACAUAGAAUCAAAUGACAAUAAAUUAUUAUUUAUCGAACGUAAACGAACAAUGUAAUGAAAUCAAACGUGAAAAUACUAAAACAGAGUGUUGAAACAGAGAUCGAAACGAAACUAGGAAACAGUUAGUGAACAGAAGAAAAACAAGAACAGAGAAACACCUUCAAAGAAGCCCUAUCAACCAUUAAACACAUGGAGGUUCAAUUAAACUAACAAAUACUGAAAAA